Molecule: messenger RNA, 2222 nt
Organism: Oxyura jamaicensis (ruddy duck)
Lineage: Eukaryota; Metazoa; Chordata; Aves; Anseriformes; Anatidae
Exons: 2
Coding region: 186-1466 (426 amino acids)
Source: RefSeq, a predicted model, not a curated record
GAGCCCCUGCUGCCCCAUAGCCCCGCUAGAAGGGGGAGGUGGAGGGGGAGCUGUCGGUAUGUUGACCCAGGAGGUGCAGGGCACGCUGAGAGCACAUCCAGAAGGGCACUGGGGUCCCCAUCCUGCUGAUCAGAGGAAAACCAGGACGUGGGAGCAGGUCCCAGGGCUCCCCCUCGGCCAUCUCGAUGGAUGCAGCAGGAGGUGAGCGUGAGGACACCCAUCUCCUGCGGCCCCAGCUGAAAACGAGGCCUGGAGCUCGCGUUGCUCACGUUGCUCAUGUUUCUGGGCUCUUGGGCCCUCCCACCACAGCCACCCAUCCCCAUCGGCAGCUCCCUCACCCCCAGCUUGGCAAAGCUCUGCAGAGAAAAGGGAGAGGGACGGCGACAGCGGCUCCGUCCAAACCAGGCUGCCCGCACGGGAGGGACAGGAGGAAGCCUUGGACACCGCGGCCAUGCUCAGCAGCUUGCAAAAACACAGGCUCCAAAUUUGGAAGGCAGCUCAGUUUCCAAAUACCACCACGAACUGAAAAACUCACCUCAAAACGAAACCAGCCCUGGCCCUUUGGUUCAAAGUUUCCUGUAUACGACCAAACCUGCCAGACGGCUGCAUUUGCACACAAAAGGGUUUGUUUUCGGGGAGAAAGGUCUCCUUUUUGGAAGAGUAAACACAAGACCUCCAUGCCCGCAGGCAGGAGGCUUGCCUGGCAGCUCGGGGCGAAGGCAGGGCAAGGUCCCGUCUUGUUUCCUGGCUGCUUUCCCUCCUGCUCGUCCCCCUGCCAGCACCACCACCACCGCACCGAGCCGCCAACCAGCCCACCCCACAAAGAGCUGGACCCCGGCGGGCUCCGUUUCGCACCCGUCCCCAUAGUGGGGUCACCCCAGAGGCUCCCAGGGCAUGGAGGACGGGGCAGGACGGGGCUGUGCGAGGGCAGAGCUGGUCCUUACGUGAUGGGAGCACCUCCUGUGCGCAGCUCGCCCCACAGCACGGCGGUGCCGUGUCCCCGUGCAGCACCCAGGGGUGCUCCCUCCCCGCUGCGCGGCUGCUGCUUUGGCAGCAGUUCCCUCUGCAGCUCCUUGGCUUCUCCCUGGCAGCACCCAGAGCCAAACACAACACGAGCCUUCCUCUCCGGCUGCCAGCAGAGCCUGCUGCUCUCCGUUUCCAGCCCCCAAAGGCAGGCAGAUCUGCUUUUCAUAGGGAUCCCCACCCCGAGUCCUGCUGCACCCCCAUCCCCAAGACCCCCUCCCCAGCCAGGCGCACGUUUGGGGCUGGCACAGCUCCAGCCUGGCUGGUCCCCAGGCUGCUUUUACCCAUCCCAGCAGGCAGAGGCACUUCACUUUCUCCCUCCCAGAAGCUGUUUCUUGGGAUAUUUCUUGGACACGGUGCCGGGCUCGCAGCUGGCAGCUGUGAAGGGUUUGCUGGCAGCUUUGCCCCACCCGGUGGGUGCUGCAAUUCUGGAGCAGGGGUGAGGCGGUCGCAGGGGAAUGAUGCCCAGUCGGUUCCUCCACCACUGCCUGCUGGAUAUUUUCCUCCAGAGCCCUGAGAAGUCUCUGUCCCCUCAGCCCGAGCUCCUGCUGCUUGACUCAGGAGCGUUGGAGCAUCCCCAGGCUCUCGCGGAGCCACGCGGAGCCCAGCCCUGCUUGCCCGGUGGUUCCCCACGAUGUCCCCAUGGAGGUGACCAACCCGCCUUGGGUGGCGGCAUGGUGUGGAGAGCCCGGCCACAUCCAAAGCUCUGGCAGAAGCUAUUUUCACCUCCGAGCGGAGACACCCUGCUCUGCCUCAGUUUACCAUCCGCGCGUGGGGAAGCGGAGCAGCUCCGCUGCUGGAGGGGAGGGCGGAGAGCAGGCGGGAUGCCGGCACGGGGCGGCAGGGUGCUGUGCCGAGCCUCCUCGUCACCCCUGGCCUCUCAUUAGCAGCGAGCUCGGCAUCUGGGCCGCCACGCCACGCUGUCCUGCUUCUGCCGUGGGUGCUGAGGCCGGGCUGGGCUGGCUGGGGGGGGGUCUGGGACUGCCCCAGGGCUCGGGGGCACCAGGCAGGCUGCUGCUCGCCUCGAGCCGCUUGGCGGGGAGAGCCUAAAACAACAAACAUUGCAGAAUAAGGGAACGUCUCGCUGCGUUUUCCCGGUCAAAAUGUUUUCCUGUUUUCUGAGCAGCUCUUCCAGCUCCACUAGGGCAGAGGACUCGUCCCGCAGCAGACCCUCGGCAGGGAGGCAAGAGAGCAGGGGA